AUGAACGGCCACGUCAAUUCUACCACAGAGUCCGAGCUCGUCGCCGACAUCAUCAUAGUCGGAGGUGGCUUCGGAGGCUGCUACGCCUUGCAUGAGCUACGCAACAUGGGCUACACUGUCAAACUUCUUGAAGCCGGCAGUGACUUUGGCGGCGUCUGGCACUUCAACAAGUACCCAGGAGCCCGCGUCGACUCAGAAGUACCCUUGUAUCAACUGAGCUUGCCACAAGCUUGGCGCGGGUUCACGUUCCGAGAACGGUUCCCAGACCACAACGAACUUCGGGGUUACUUUAUGCACAUUGCUGAAGCCCUGGACCUUCGCAAGGAUGCAAUCUUCAACACUAGAGUCAUUGAUUCCAAGUUCAACACCGAGUCCAACGGUUGGAUUCUUCGGGCCGAGAAUGGACUUGUCGCCAAAUCUCGAUAUGUCAUCUUCGCCACCGGCACCACCAACAAGCCUUACAUCCCAAGCUUUCCUGGCAUCGACAAAUUCUCUGGCAAGAUUGUCCAUCCUGCAGCUUGGCCUGAAAGCCUGGAUUUGAAAGGCAAAAAAGUUGGCCUCGUGGGCCAAGGCGCGUCAGGACUGCAAAUUCUGCAGGAUAUCGCCAAGGAGGACUGCGACGUCACCGUUUUUGUUAGAAACCCGCCCACGGCCCUGCCCAUGAAUCAGCGAUCUAUGUCUCAAGAAGAGUCUGAAGAGCUCAAGAGCUCGUAUGAGGCUUUGUUUUACCACGGAAAGUAUCGUGAUGCAGCGGGAUACGCAUACAACGCGCCAGUUGGCUCAUUCUAUAAGACUACGCCCGAGGAGCGUAGGGAGCGAUAUGAGGAACUGUGGGCGAGAGGAUCAUACGCCUUUCUGUGCUCCCUGUACCCUGAGCACCAUUACGACAAGCAGUCAAAUGCCGAAGUGUACCAGUUCUGGGUUGAAAAGGUCAGGGCCCGCAUCAGCGAUCCUUAUAAGCGCGAUAUUAUGGCACCUCUCGAGCAGUUCCAAUGGAUCGGUGCCAAGAGGCCAAACCUGGAGAUGGACUAUUACGAAACUCUCGAUCAGCCCAAUGUCAAACUGGUUAGCCUCAAGAAAUCCGCAAUCAAGGAGUUUGUGUCCGACGGUAUUGUCACUUCGACCGAAGGUGUCGACGAACAUCACGAGCUGGACUUGGUCAUUGUGGCUACCGGGUACGAUUCUGUGACUGGAAGUCUCUACGAGAUGAAUGUCACCGACAAGACCGGUACCAAGUUGAAGGAGAAUUGGAAGGAUGGAAUCUAUACGUACCUUGGGAUGAUGACUCCUGGGGUUCCAAACGCUUUCAUGCUCUAUGGACCGCAGGCACCCUCAGGCCUAGCCAACGGACCGCCUUUCCUGGAGCUUCAGGUGGAAUGGCUAUUCAAAUUCUUGAAGAAGUUGGAGGAAGAAAAGGCUACGACUGUCGAGGUUUCAAGCGAGGCCGCAACCGAGUACCGUCAAAAGAAUAUCGACGCGUACAGUCACUCGCUCAUGAGCGAAGUGCCCUCUUGGUGGAACGGCUCAAACAUUCCUGGCAAGAACAAAGAACCUCUUUUCUGGGUUGGAGGUCUUCAAGCUUGGAGACAGGAGAGUCUCAAGGGAUUAGAGGACUGGUCACGGUUUGUCUUGGCAAAGAAGUGA
Molecule: messenger RNA, 1644 nt
Organism: Fusarium vanettenii 77-13-4
Lineage: Eukaryota; Fungi; Ascomycota; Sordariomycetes; Hypocreales; Nectriaceae
Exons: 1
Coding region: 1-1644 (547 amino acids)
Molecular function (GO): N,N-dimethylaniline monooxygenase activity; NADP binding; flavin adenine dinucleotide binding
Source: RefSeq, a predicted model, not a curated record